CUACCUGGGUUAGGCCUUGGGAUUACAGCCCAGAACCAACAGGCAAGAUCUUUUCCCCCUCUAAGAUGAAGUCAUACGGAAGCGUCUCCUAAUUGAUGGAGAUGGUGCUGGAGAUGAUCGGAGAAUUAAUCUGCUAGUGAAGAGUUUCAUUAAGUGGUGCAAUUCUGGAUCCCAGGAAGAGGGAUAUAGCCAGUACCAACGUAUGCUGAGCACACUGUCUCAAUGCGAAUUUUCAAUGGGCAAAACUUUGCUGGUAUAUGAUAUGAAUCUCAGAGAAAUGGAAAAUUAUGAAAAAAUUUACAAAGAAAUAGAAUGUAGCAUUGCUGGAGCACAUGAAAAAAUUGCUGAGUGCAAAAAGCAAAUUCUUCAAGCAAAACGAAUACGAAAAAAUCGCCAAGAAUAUGAUGCUUUGGCAAAAGUGAUCCAGCAUCAUCCAGACAGGCAUGAAACAUUAAAAGAACUAGAGGCUCUGGGAAAAGAAUUAGAGCAUCUUUCACAUAUUAAAGAAAGCGUUGAAGAUAAGCUGGAAUUGAGACGGAAACAGUUUCAUGUUCUUCUUAGUACCAUCCAUGAACUUCAGCAAACAUUGGAAAAUGACGAGAAGCUCUCGGAGGUAGAAGAAGCUCAAGAAAUAAUCAUGGAAGCAGAUCCUAAGCCAUAGAUAGGCUAAUUACUCACCAUUCCCAAGAAUAUUGAAAUAGCUACAUGAGCUUAGUAUGUUUACAAUUUGUUGCACUCUUGAGAUAUUUAAAGUUUGGCAGUGAACUACUUUGCUUCAAAUAUUAAUGCACAUUUCAUUAUGUUUCUUCACACAAAGAAAAAUGACCAGUAUAGAUUUGUAUUCAUUGACAUCUAUUUUUUAUUCUUAAAAGGUAGGAAGCAACAUCCAAAAUUGUUUAAUAAGAUGUUUUCAAGCUGGCUAUGUUUGUGCUCAUUAGUAUUCUAGGUAGUUUUUAAUUGAUAGCUUUGAUUGACUUACAAAAUAUGUUGAAUGUUGUGAGAAGGUAUUUCUAGGAUAUACAUGAGAAGAUGAGACAAUUUCUGGAAAUUGUUACCACUUUUGAAAAUGGAGUCCAUGAAUAGGCUUCAGGAAGGCCAUGUACCUUUAAAAUUAUGUGCAAAAUGUUUGUGCUGUAUUCUUGUGAGGAGAGGUUCCAUGAUAUUAAGAAUGAUUGGUAUAAGACCUAAUUACAACAUGCAAAGUAAAUCAAUAUGCAUUGCUUUCUGUAUCUCUCUCCUUAAUACUUGAAUGUGGUUGCUAAAUGUUUUGUUGAUAUGUUCUCUCUCUACUAUUUUGUUCUUUAGGAGUUGUUUUCAAUAGAAAAAAAUAUUGAUAAAGUGAAGAGUCAUUUGAGGUAAAUAGUUUGUUAAAAUUGUCUUGGAUAAAGGAUUUCAUAGUCUUUUUAAAAAUUAAGCUAGGCAGAAUCACUUGUAAUUUUCUUAAGUAUUGAAUUACAUGUACAAUACUCAUUCGGUUUCAUCUUUUUCCAUUUAUUUUAGUUAAGAAACAUGACACUUUGCGUGAUUCAUACCUUAAUGUUACAUUUUUGUAAUUUUAAUAAGAAUUUUCAUCUUUAAAAAUGAAGGCUUAAAAUUAGCUCAGUAGUAGUCAUAUUAAAAGUGUCAUAAUACCUUUAAGUGCUUCCUCUAAUUUCAUCUGGCAAAUCAUAGCAGAAAUUUUUUUUGUGGAAUUGCUAUGCCUUGACAAAUGUUUCUAUUUUCCAUUAUUAGUAAGAAUUAUGAAGCAAAAAUUUGCUCAUAUUGACUGAGAACUAAAAAUCAAUUUUUUGUAAAGGUUUUUUUUUUUAAAGGACUGUUGGGCACAAUAUUCUUUAAUAAUGCCCCCCCCAAUUGAUUAAUUUAUUAGAGAGAUUUAUUUAGGAUUAUGUACCAAAAGAUAAGAAUCCCUACAAAGAUAACUUUUAUACAGUCAGGAACAAAAUCAGAAACAGCAGCAGGUGCACGGGAAACACACAUUUUUCAAUUUAUAUUUCCUCGUGGUUCUCUUGGAUAUCCUCUGGAACUGCUUAGAAGACUGAAGAAUUUCGUCCCCUAGACACUCACACUGUUGAAGCUCAGCGUGUUUUUGGGCCAAUAGCUUCAUAUAUUUAUCAGUGUUUCUAUGAGGUCAUCCACGUAUAACAGAUAGAUUCAAAGAAAUGAAGUCAAAAGAAAAAGCCUUGAGAAAGCCUUGUCAAAACUAAAGAGAUAGUUGCUUUUCCUGAGAGAUGAGUUUAGGAAUUGGUGGAUGCUUUGCAAGUCUCAAAGGUUUAUUUUAAUUCAAGUCAUAGCAAACAGCUUGAAAACAUACAUUUUCCACCCAGUGGUAGUGAUGAUCUCAUUUCUUCUCAAAAGAAGCCUAUGUGUAUGCCUUGAUUUUAAUUUUAUUCACUUAAUAUUUAUUAGGCACAUAGCAUCAUCCUAGGUGCCCUCAGCAGUCCUUCAGUCACUCUCAGAAUGCCCCCCACUAACAUUAUUUCUUAAUGCUAAUCAUUAAUUUCAUCCUAGAUCCAUGCUGUCUAGCAGGACUGUGCAUUCAGUAAGCCUGGUCCUCUUGAUGCUUCUGAGACACAAAAGUAAAAGCCUUUGUCUACUACCUGCAUUUGAAGUUUUCCUACUGUCAAAUCUGAUUUUUGGAGGAUGGUUUCCAUGCCAUGUUUCUUUUUUAUAAGUGCUGGAAAGUGUGGUCUUUUUUUUUUUUGAUGAAUAUGGAACCUAUUGUAAAAAUGCAAAAAGAUGAGAUUAGGAAGUACCAACAUUAUUUCUGUGAUGGCACUUAAAUAAGAAUUUCAUCUUUAGGACAUUCUCUAAUAAACUGAACAUUUGCUGUAUAACAA
Messenger RNA from Galeopterus variegatus (Sunda flying lemur), 2837 nucleotides. It is a transcript of the gene THOC7, whose product is annotated as THO complex 7 homolog (Drosophila). NCBI's taxonomy places the organism in Eukaryota, Metazoa, Chordata, Mammalia, Dermoptera, Cynocephalidae. Bases 203 to 661 code for a protein of 152 amino acids. The record is from RefSeq and is a predicted model, not a curated record. The transcript has 8 exons. Gene Ontology annotation, biological process: mRNA processing; mRNA export from nucleus. Gene Ontology annotation, cellular component: THO complex part of transcription export complex.